AAAAGCAAAUGACAAAACUUGAUCCCGUUGAUUCGCAAUUCACUCUUUACCCCACGAUCAUCGAUGGUGACUAAAUAAAAACUAUCCUGAAUAACCCAAAACAUUCUCACCUUGGAGGAAGAUCAAUCUUGGGGGGCGUAUAUGCAUGCAUCGGAUAGGUAGCGCAUUCAAUUUUGCGCUCUCGUCAUCAAGGCUAUAUCAGCUAAAUCGAUCAACUCGAGCUGUACAAAGAGCUUUUCAGACACGACACCAACACAAUCUUUCACGUCAUUCAUUCAUCAUGUCUUCCAACAAGAAGGACACUCAAUCAAGUUUGGCAAGGCUUGCCGCUUUGGGCAGACAGCUGAUACCAUCCAAACCAUUCACAACCCAAGCAGAUCAGGCUGGCGAAGGAAAACAGGAUCAAGAACGUCAACUGCUUGGCACACUUCGAUUAGGUCCUUCAGUAGAAUUACCAGUGUAUGCUCCAAGCGAUCCAUCCAGACUGCCUGAUGAUCGUAUCUUGCUCAGUCUUGAGGAUCCUGUCACUGUCGAAAGUUUGGAAUGGAUGGCCAAAAAGUAUGCACUGGGUCAGGAUAUGUUCUUGCUUUCCCAACCUGGACCAUAUGCUAGACGUUUGGCGCUUACAUUCGCCGCAUUGCUGCAAUCGCCAUUCGAGUAUGUUGCAUUGCAUCGUGAUGUAGGUGAAGCCGAAUUACUACAAACAAGAAAUUUGGAAAAAGGAGGAAAUUUGAGCUACAGUGAUGGUCCAGUCGUCAGAGCAAUGAAGACAGGAGGAAUUCUCAUCUUGGAAGGUGUCGAAAGAGCAGAGCGAAACGUGCUUCCCUUGCUAAAUAACAUCCUAGAGAAUCGCGAACAAGAUCUUCCAGAUGGAACAAGUCUCGUACCCGCCAAUCGAAUCGAAAGAGCACGACAAGAAGAAGCUCUCAAAACCGGACAAAAGGCUUCCAGUAUAAGUAGGUUCCAAGCUGUUGACCCCAAUUUCCGGGUGAUUGCAUUGGGAUUGCCUACACCUCCUUACAAGGGAAAUCCGUUAGAUCCGCCUUUCCGUAGUCGUUACCAAGCAAGAUGGGUUGAGGGAGUGGUUCCAUCUUCAUUGGAAUCCAACACAGGCUUGGAAGGUCAAUCAGCCGAACUUGCAUCUGCAUUGAAGACGAGAUUCUUUGAAUGGGCUGCACUCCUUCGUUUGCAUGCAACAGCUGCCCGUGGGUCGGAUCUGUUGCCUCCCGCUUCACAGUUGCCCAAUGUCCCGUCUACGGCUCUCUCGCUAUUGGAUGACCUCAUCUCCAGAUUCCCUCCAGCUCAAGCUUUACCUGAGCCCCCGGAAAUCAAACUGACGGAAGAAGAACAAAAUUUGGUCAAUAUUACAAAAGCACCUCGAGAUGGUGCUUUGACUGUACCCGAAAGGACAAGAGAUCAAAUUCAAGCUCGCGAAGCACAACAGUUGAAAAAGGUACAAGAUGCAAAUAAACCUGCUGAAAAUGCAACACUUGCACCAUCAACUGUGACAGCUUUAGGUGCGGGUUAUCCAAUGCUUCAUACACUCGAUAAAGCAAAGCGUAGAUUAGCGACUGAACUCAUUUGGAGCUUAGGCUUGGACAAAGGUGUAGGAAUUGGAAGCGAAGAUGCUCUGGUCGGUACAGGUAUGAUUGGUUACAAAGUGGUCGCCAUUGAUCGUAUUGGCGAAAGAGAAGCCAAAAUAACCUUUGAACAAGCAUCUUCAGGUCAUCGUGCAAGUGGGAAUGUACCUUGCGGUCCUUUACCUUUUGCAACUUUGCCGCAAUUGAACGAUGUUCAAUCUACUGCUGGCGAUAUUUUAAUUACUCCUCGAUUGUACUCUAUCUUGAGUGCUAUGUUACAAUUGCACGCAUUAGGUCGUGAUAUUUGCUUAUUGCCGUCAGCUAUGGGAGCAUCAAGCGACGAUGCCGCUAUUCAAGCAAUGCAAGCAUCAUCAUCCACUUCUACUUCUAUUCAAUUGUUUGCUUCCCUCUUGGGUUACCGCGUGGAAAGCUUGUGGCUCUACAAAGACAUUGGUGGAACGGAAUUGGUCAUGAGACGUGCAACAACACCAGAUGGAAGUACGACUUGGGAGCCAGCUCCUCUUUUAAGAGGUGCUCUAGACGCAUGCGUUGUCCAUUUGGCAGGUAUUGAUGUUUUGGGUUACACCCUCGGAAGUCUAUCUCGCCUUACACAAGAUAGGCAAAUGGAGCUGUGGCUGGGAGGAAGAGCUGCUUUACCGGGAAGUAAAUUGCCACAAGUUGAGACCAAAGAUGAUGUUGGUUUAGGCAAACUUACUACGAUUGAUCCCAGCUUCCGAAUCAUUGCAACAACUGCAGCCUCAAAGUCUGACUGGCUCAACGAAGAGGCAUCAACUAUGUUUGGAUUCGUUCAGCCAAAUCCAAUGUCAGCCGCCGAAGAGAGAAAAGUGAUCGAGACUCGAACAAAUUGUCCACAAGAGCAGCUCGAUGUACUUUUGGCUUUCGCUGCAAGAUAUCGUGCGUUAAGCCGUGAUCCAUCUUUAGGUUUAUCGAAAUCUCGUAGGUUGGGCACUCGUGCUUUAAUACGUAUGGCAAACCGUAUUGCUCGCUUCCCAGAUUCCACAGACAUGUACACAUUGGUGGUGCGUAAUUUGUUGGUUGAUUUCUUGCCAAGAACAACCAAGGAAUUGGUACAAAGAGUUUUGGAAGAGAGUGGCUUGCGACCUAGAGGUGCAGAAGGUGCUUUCCAAUUCCGUCCGCAAGAGUGGUUGGCAGAUCCCGCUAUCGAGGGUGAUCAUUUGAUCUUUGAUGAUCAAAACGCAUCUGAUAUUGAACCUGUUCGUGUGCCAGUCUACAAAGUAGACGAAAAGGACGCUCAAGGUAAACAUCUCAUUCCAAAUCUUGGCAACUCAUUCUACAACAAUAAUACGCAAAGUUUGAUCUUACGCGAUCUUGCCAUUGAUUUGCAAGUGAUGGGUGAGCAUCUUUUGCUUAUGGGCAAUCAAGGUACAGGAAAGAACAAAGUGAUCGAUCGUAUCGUCGAAUUGCUUGGCCGACCACGUGAAUAUAUGCAAUUACAUCGUGAUUCAACCGUUGCUCAAAUUUUACAAUUGGUCGAAUUGAAAGAUGGUCAAUUACGCUUUUUGGAAAGUCCUUUAGUUCGUGCAAUUCGUUUGGGCAGAGUUGCAGUCAUUGAUGAAGCUGAUAAAUGCUCUGCUGCUGUUACGGCUGUCUUCAAAUCUUUGGCUGAACGAGGUGAAUUGACUUUACCUGAUGGUCGUCGUGUUAGGCCGAACAAUACGCCAGGCUCAAGUGAAGAUGUGGUGGUUCAUCCAGACUUCCGUUUAGUCCUUUUGGCAAAUAGACCUGGUUUCCCUUUCUUGGGUAAUGCAUUCUUGGAAGUUUUAGGUGAAGGUUUCUCUUGCUAUGCUGUUGGCAAUCCAGAUUUGGAAUCCGAAGUUCGACUUUUGAAACAAGCUGCACCAAGCGUUGAUGAAGGUUUGAUCCGCAAACUUGAUUUGGCUUUCCAUGAUUUGCGUGAUGCCUUUGAUGCUGGAUUGGUCACUUAUCCUUAUUCUUUGCGUGAAUUGCUUCACAUCGUUCGUCAUUUGCACAAUUACCCAGACGAAUCUCUCACGGAUGUGCUUUUGAACACACUCACUUUUGAUUUACACCGAUCGGAAGCGAUCAAAUUCGUUUAUGAAACUCUCCGACGACGUGGAUUGGAAGUGGAAGGUUUGACAUUAGCCGAAAUCCGUGAAAGAGCAGAAGAAAAGAAGAAGAAUGCAGGUAUGGUAGCAGGCAGGAUUGCUUUUGAUCCUAAAAAAGCAGGCAAAGAUACGAAUUUAUCCGAACCUAAAGAAGGCAAAACAGAUCCCGACAAUAAACCGCAUCAUGGUGGCAACCAAUGGAAAGGCGGCACGGGCGGUCGUGAUACAGCCGGAUUGGGAGGAAGGGGAGGAUUUGAGCGUCAUUACGCCGGUCAUGAGAUCAAACAGAUCAGCGAAGAUUUAAAGAAGGAUGUACCUGAUCACAUCAAGGAACAAGCUCGUGCUAUGGCCCAAAAAGCAUUGGCGGAAAAAUUGGCCGAUCAAGGUUUGACCGCUCAUGAAGGUGCAACAUACCAAAAGUACAAGAUGGAAUUGAUGCCACAAAUUCAACAUUUGGUCAAUGUACUAAACGAUCUUCAAGCUAAUGCAAAAGAACGUACAUGGCUCACACGUCAACAAGAAGGUGAACUUGAUGAACGUAGAUUGACAAAUGCUCUUACGGGAGAAAGGUCAGUAUUCAAACGUCGUCAAGAAGCUCCUCCGGAAAUUGGUGCACCACAAACAAAACCAAAGCGAAUUCGUUUCUUGGUGGAUCUCUCUGCAAGUAUGUACAGUAUGCAAUAUGACGGUCGUUUGGAACGUGAAAUCAAGACGAUGUUGAUGAUUAUGGAAGCAUUUUCACAUGUUCCAAAAGAGAAAUUUGUGUAUGAUAUCGUUGGACAUCACGGAGAAAGCAGUCACGUUCAAAUGACACAAGCAUCAAAGCCACCGGAAUCGAUUGGUGAGCGAUGGAAGGUUCUCCGUGAUAGUGAUGCAACGAUGACGUACGUCAUGUCUGGAGAUUCAACUUUAGAAGCGAUUGAAUGGUCUUGUCGUGAUAUUUCAAAACAAGAAGCUGAUGAUUAUUUCGUUAUUGCACUGUCCGAUGCAAAUUUGACAAGAUAUGGUAUCACGAUUAAUUCAUUGGAAAAAGUCAUGAAAUCAAAUGAAAAGGUAAAAUGUGCUCUCGUUUGUCUUGAUCGUGGUGAAGAAGGAAAAGAGUUGGCCAAGAGACUACCCGGAAAAGCCUAUCAAGUGCGUGAAAUGCGAGCAUUACCACAAGUUCUUUCUUCCAUCUUAACCACAAUGCUAGAUCAAUAGAUGGUUCAAUAUAGUUUUGUUGCCUUAUAGAUGGAAAUAUAGUUUAUUUAUUGC
Messenger RNA from Meira miltonrushii, 4942 nucleotides. RefSeq lists its product as uncharacterized. The transcript has a single exon. NCBI's taxonomy places the organism in Eukaryota, Fungi, Basidiomycota, Exobasidiomycetes, Exobasidiales, Brachybasidiaceae. The record is from RefSeq and is a predicted model, not a curated record. The coding region runs from base 281 to 4888 and encodes 1535 amino acids. Gene Ontology annotation, cellular component: cytoplasm. Gene Ontology annotation, molecular function: ATP hydrolysis activity; ATP binding.